CUACACGUCACUUCAGCGAUCCCACCCUUUCCGUCCCUGGGACGCCGGCUGCUGAACGUGUCUGGGAGAUCUGUGAGGCCCCAUCCCCGGUAGAGACGCGUGUUCCCGACUCGAGAUGCCACCCAAGAAGGCAGAUGAUGGACCAAAGCAGCACCCAAUCAUUGGAAGAUUCGGGACCUCUUUGAAGAUCGGCAUAGUAGGACUUCCAAAUAUAGGGAAAUCAACUUUCUUUAAUGUGUUGACUAAGAGCCAGGCGGCUGCAGAAAACUUUCCAUUUUGCACCAUUAAUCCAAAUGAGAGCCGGGUACCCAUCCCAGACGAGAGAUACGAUUUUCUGUGUCUGUAUCACAAGCCAGUAAGCAAAGUUCCGGCAUUUCUGAACGUGGUGGACAUAGCCGGUCUUGUCAAAGGGGCCAGCACGGGCCAAGGCUUGGGGAAUGCUUUUCUGUCGCAUAUCAGUGCCUGUGACGGUAUUUUUCAUCUUAUGCGUGCCUUUGAUGACGAUGACAUCAUCCAUGUUGAAGGAAGUGUCAAUCCAGUACGGGACAUUGAAAUCAUACAUGAGGAACUCCGUCUGAAGGAUGAAGAAAUGAUCAUUGCUGCCAUAGAUAAACUUGAAAAAGUAGCCGUGAGAGGAGGAGACAAAAAGCUAAAACCAGAAUAUGACAUAAUGUGCAAAGUGAAAACCUGGUUAAUAGAUGAACAGAAUCAUGUCCGUUAUUACCACGACUGGAAUGACAAGGAGAUUGAUGUGCUAAAUAAACACCUAUUUCUGACCUCCAAGCCCAUGAUCUAUCUAGUCAACCUUUCUGAAAAAGACUACAUCCGCAAGAAAAAUAAGUGGUUGAUAAAAAUUAAGGAGUGGGUGGACAAGCAUGACCCAGGGGCCUUGGUCAUUCCUUUUAGUGGGGCCUUGGAACUGAAGCUGCAAGACAUGAGUGAUGAGGAGAAGCAGAAGUAUCUGGAAGAGAAAGUGACACAAAGUGCUUUGUCCAAGAUUAUUAAAACCGGAUACGCAGCACUACAGCUUGAAUACUUCUUCACGGCAGGGCCCGACGAAGUGCGCGCAUGGACCAUCAAGAAAGGGACAAAGGCUCCUCAAGCUGCAGGGAAGAUUCACACAGAUUUUGAGAAGGGUUUCAUUAUGGCAGAGGUAAUGAAAUUUGAUGAUUUCAAAGAAGAAGGCACCGAAACAGCUGUCAAGGCGGCAGGAAAAUACAGACAACAAGGGAGGAAUUAUACUGUAGAAGACGGAGACAUAAUCUUCUUUAAAUUCAAUACACCUCAGCAACCUAAGAAGAAAUAAUUUUUAAUGUCAAAACAAUUUUUUUUUUUUUAUUAGAAUAUUCUGUUAUUAAAUUGCCAAGCCAGGAGCCAUCUUUUCACACCCCCUCCCACCCUCCAACAAAAUAAAUGAUGUUUGUUCGGAAAUGAUGUGUGUCACCUCACUGUGAAAAUACAAGUUCAGUAAAUGUGUUUUUCAAAUGAUUAAGAUCCUACUUGAAAUCAUAGAUGCCAUUCGGAAUCCACACAAGUCUCAUGAUACUUCAUUAAUCUCCAUCAUGUAAGCCAAGCCUGACACAUCUGACAGUGAGGACAAUGUGGCUGGCUCUUAUUUGAAUCUACAGAUAAUGCAUGUUUUACAGUACUCCAGAUGUCUACACUCAAUAAAACAUUGGACAAAA
Molecule: messenger RNA, 1685 nt
Organism: Pseudophryne corroboree (corroboree frog)
Lineage: Eukaryota; Metazoa; Chordata; Amphibia; Anura; Myobatrachidae
Gene: OLA1
Product: Obg like ATPase 1
Exons: 11
Coding region: 116-1306 (396 amino acids)
Cellular component (GO): cytoplasm
Molecular function (GO): ATP hydrolysis activity; GTP binding; ATP binding
Source: RefSeq, a predicted model, not a curated record